AUGGAGCUACGACGCGGAUCUGAAGCUGGACAGACGUCCAACGCUCGGUGGUUUGAAGGCUCGGGCAGAAAGCGCGGUCUCCAGCAGUUUCGAUCGCCCUCUAAGAGCGUGUGUAACUCGACGGUCUCACCAGCUCCGAGAUUUGCGAGAGUUGCGAGGUUUGCAAGCUUCGCGAGUGGCGGCCGGGUAACCGUCGACUCAAACAAGUUCCUCUUCCAACAAUCUUUGCUGCCACAGCAGCACCGGCCAGCCAUUCGUCGCUCGUUCGUUCGACAAGCCGCCACGUCAGCAGAUCCCGCCACGCCAGCGCAUCCAGCCACGUCAGCGGAUCCCGCCACGUCAGCAGCAGCGCCCGUUAUGGUGCAGACGACGCUUCAGGAGUCGAGCGCGGACGGCGCGUUCAAGCGCACGCCCUCCGCCUUCCGCAGCCUUAUUACCGCGGAUGGGUCUAGCGGAUUCCCCGCCGUCGCUGGCAGGUACCACCUGUACGUGAGCUACGCGUGCCCCUGGGCGUGCCGCUGCCUCAUGGCGCUCAAGCUCAAAGGGCUCGAGGACGCCAUCUCCGUCACUAUAGUAGAGCCGGUGUGGCGGCGCACCAGGGAGGGGGACGAGCACAUUGGCUGGCCCUUCGUGGCGCCAGGGGGCACGCCGGAGGUGGCAGGCGCGGAGAGCGACCCUCUGAAUGGAGCUCUCUUCGUGAGGGACGUGUAUGAGAAAGCCGACCCCGGUGCUGUCAAGUUCAGCGUGCCUGUCCUGUGGGACAAGCAGAGCGGCACAAUCGUGAACAACGAGAGCAGCGAGAUCAUGAGGAUGUUCAAUUCGGAAUUCAACGCCAUUGCCAAGAACCCCCAGGUGGACAUUUACCCGCCCCACCUCCGAGCGGCGAUCGAUGAGGUGAACGAGUGGGUGUAUCCGGCAAUCAACAACGGCGUGUAUCGCUGCGGCUUUGCCAAGAAGCAAGGCCCGUACGAAGAGGCAUUCAAGGAGCUAUUCGCAGCUCUUGAUCGCUGUGAGGACAUCUUGUCUCGCCAGAGAUACAUGGCAGGGGAGAUGUUUACAGAGGCUGACGUUCGGCUGUUUGUCACACUCAUUCGAUUCGAUGAGGUGUACGUGGUUCAUUUCAAGUGUAACCGCAAUUUCAUCCGCGAAUUCCCCAACCUCUUCAACUACACCAAGGAAAUUUACCAGCUGCCCGGAAUAGUUUCUACAGUGAACAUGGCGCAUAUCAAGUCGCACUAUUUCCGAUCCCACCCUUCCAUCAACCCCUUUGGCAUCAUUCCUAUGGGUCAGGGUAUUGAUUACACUGCGCCGCACGAUAGGGAUAGGCUGCCUGGUGUUGCUCUGCCGUGUGGGAAAGACAGCGCCAACAGCGGCGCCAACUGCGGCGCCAUCUGCUGCGUUUCCUUACCUACCCUUUUCCAGCUCUGCCCCACAUGCGCCAACAUGCCGCAGGUGGAGCAGGCACACGUGGGGCGAGCGAUGCAUGGCAGCGUGGUCUAUUCACCCUGCCUCCCCAUGCCUUUCCCCUCCUGCCCAUGUGUAUCAGCAGCAGCACUAAAUGGAGUUCUGCCCCACAUGCGCCAACAUGCUCCUGGUGGAGCAGGCACACAUGGGGCGAGAGGCGCGGUUCUUCUGUCAGACGUGCCCCUAUGUGUAUGGCAUCACCAGGAAGGUGAGUUGAAUUCCAUACAGUCAAUGCUAGUCAACGCCAGUCAAUGUCUUGGUUCUUCAGUCAGACGUGCCCCUAUGUGUAUGGCAUCACCAGGAAGGCGACAACUGGUGGUGCAAAAGGAGGUGGAUGACGUGUUGGGAGGGGAGGACGCAUGGAAAAAUGUUGACAAAACGGAAGCCUCGUGUCCCAAGUGUGGUCAUUCACAGGCAUUCUUCAUGCAGAUUCAAACCCGAUCUGCUGAUGAGCCCAUGACAAUAUUUUACAAGUGUUGCAACAUGAGGUGUGGCUAUCGAUGGAAAGAAGGUUAG
Molecule: messenger RNA, 1980 nt
Organism: Closterium sp. Naga37s-1
Lineage: Eukaryota; Viridiplantae; Streptophyta; Zygnematophyceae; Desmidiales; Closteriaceae
Source: the annotation of a GenBank genome assembly